GUAUUUGACCCGCGGUAUGUAUGUGUGUCCUGCAGUUGAUCGCGCAGUUGUUUGAUGAUAAAAUGUUUCAUUCUUGAGUCACACCUCCUCGGCGUGCGUGUGCAUGUGUAUGUGUUGGGGGUGGGAGCUCGCAUCCCGGUUGUAGCUGCAGUAGACACCAGGAGAGAGAGAGGAGAGGAAGAUACGAUUUGGUUAUUACAUUACCCGACAUAAAGAUUGACACCUGAGACAACAGAGAACACUUCUAUAUCACCAUGAGGAACUGCUGACCCCCCCCCCUCAUCUGACUACCAGAGAGAAGACACUUUCUUCCUCCCAUCCUCUCUCCCACUCAGCCCGUCUUCACAAGGAUAAACGUUAUUUACGAGAGUGGGAAAGGUGAACGCCGGAGGAUAAAAUAGAAAAAAAGCUAAAGCCCUCUCUUGACCCUUGACCUCUAACCACUGACCUGUGACCUCAGUAUGUCAGGUCUGCGUGGUAAGCUGCAGCGUGUCCAGUGGCGGGCAGGAUGGCACUCCUUCACCUCCAGAGUCCUCAGGACCAAACCAGUAGAGAGCAUGUUGGACUCUGGGACAGGUGGUACCAGCAGCCAUGGCACCAAACUAGCGAGGGUGUUGUCCACGGUAGACCUGGUGUCACUAGGGGUGGGCAGCUGCGUUGGCACGGGGAUGUACGUGGUCUCUGGGCUGGUUGCUAAGGAGAUGGCCGGACCUGGCGUCAUCGUCUCCUUCAUCAUCGCUGCUGUCGCCUCUAUACUGUCAGGAGUGUGUUAUGCUGAAUUUGGGGUUCGCGUUCCCAAGACAACAGGCUCAGCCUACACCUACAGCUACGUGACAGUGGGGGAGUGUGUGGCCUUUUUCAUUGGCUGGAACCUGAUCCUGGAGUACCUGAUUGGUACAGCCGCGGGGGCGUCGGCUCUCAGCAGUAUGGCGGACUCACUAGCCAAUAAAAGCAUCUCUACGUUUAUGACUACACACAUCGGAACACUCAACGGCCUGGGUAAAGGAGAGCAGUCGUACCCAGACCUCCUGGCCCUGCUAAUCGCAGUAAUAGUGACAGUGAUCGUGGCCCUGGGAGUGAAGAACUCAGUAGGGUUUAAUAAUGUGUUGAAUGUGAUCAACCUGAUGGUGUGGGUCUUCAUGAUGGUGGCCGGACUCUUCUUCGUUAACGGACACAACUGGGACGAUGGAAGGUUCUUACCCUUCGGGUGGUCAGGGGUGAUGCAGGGAGCGGCAACAUGUUUCUAUGCCUUCAUAGGGUUUGACAUCAUCGCUACAACAGGAGAGGAAGCCAAGAGCCCCAACACCUCUAUACCCUAUGCUAUUACUGUUUCCCUCAUCACCUGCCUUACUGCAUACGUCUCUGUAUCAGUGAUUCUGACUCUGAUGGUUCCCUAUACAGAGAUCGAUGCAGACGCUCCUCUGAUGGAGAUGUUUGCUGUACAUGGCUGUUAUUUUGCUAAGUACAUAGUAGCAGUAGGCUCUGUAGCUGGCCUAUCUGUCAGUCUCCUGGGCUCUCUGUUCCCCAUGCCACGAGUAAUCUACGCUAUGGCUGGAGACGGACUGCUGUUCAGGUUCCUGGCCCAUGUGUCUCCCUACACUGAGACUCCAGCGGUGGCAUGUGUUGUGUCUGGCUGUCUGGCUGCUCUCCUCUCUCUCCUCGUCUCCCUGCGAGAUCUCAUAGAGAUGAUGUCCAUAGGAACACUACUGGCUUACACACUGGUUAGUGUGUGUGUGUUGUUGCUACGCUACCAGCCAGAAUCAGAUAUCCACGGCUUUGUGAACUUCCUGUCUGAGGAGCAGUCCAAUAAGAAGAAGGAGGGCGUGUUAGCUGAGUGUGAGAAGGAAGUGUGCUCUCCAAUCAGUGAAGUAGAUGACUACGGAGGACCUCAAACUAACACCUGUGGAGCUAAGAAUCUCCCCUCGCUAGGCGACAACGAGAUGCUGAUUGGUAAACCAGAUAAAACCACUUACACUGCCAGCCACCCGAACUACGGCACCGUCGACAUGGGCUCCGGCAUCGAAUCAGAAGAGUCAGAGGGCGGGAUGUCGUGGAGACUGAAGAAGCUGAUUGGUCCGCGGUACUACACCAUGAGGAUCCGAUUGGGCCUGCCUGGGAAGAUGGACCGGCCCACUCCGGCAACAGGAAAGACAGUUACUGUCUGUGUCCUCCUCCUCUUCCUCGUAGUCUUCAUCUUCAACUCCUUCAUCAUCUUCGGAGCGGCCAGCAUCGGUGAUGGCAGCUGGUGGGCUCUUCUCCUGCUGAUCUUCCUGGUCAUCUUCAUGGCCCUCCUCAUCGUCAUCAUCCUGCAGCAGCCAGAGAACCCGAAGCGACUGCCCUACAUGGCUCCGGCUGUUCCCUGGGUUCCUGCUGCUGCCAUGCUGGUCAACAGCUACCUGAUGUUAAAACUGUCUGCCAUCACCUGGAUACGCUUCGCUGUCUGGUGUUUCCUAGGUAUCCUGAUCUACUUUGGUUAUGGGAUGUGGAACAGUACUUUGGAGAUCAGGUCCAGGGAGCAGGAGGUCCAUGCGUCUACAUACCAGCGCUACGAUGGUCACCAUGCCGGGGUGGACGACGGCUUCUCAGGCUUCAGCGUUGACGACGACCUCUACCCCCCUAGCAACAACGACCCCUGGGCCGCACCAGACGGUGUUGACGGGUCAGGGCUGGUACCCCCCAAGGCUGAUGAUGAUGAUUGGACGGUUCCGAAGGGAGGAGCUAAGAGAGCGCUAGCGGAGGAGGACCCAGUGGAUUUCUGAGAA
This is a messenger RNA of Oncorhynchus tshawytscha (Chinook salmon), 2762 nucleotides long. RefSeq names its product probable cationic amino acid transporter. Gene Ontology annotation, biological process: amino acid transport; transmembrane transport. The record is from RefSeq and is a predicted model, not a curated record. Gene Ontology annotation, molecular function: amino acid transmembrane transporter activity. The transcript is spliced from 12 exons. Bases 462 to 2759 code for a protein of 765 amino acids. Gene Ontology annotation, cellular component: plasma membrane. NCBI's taxonomy places the organism in Eukaryota, Metazoa, Chordata, Actinopteri, Salmoniformes, Salmonidae.